UGUGGUGCUGCCUUUGGCUAGAGAGUGACAGGGGACAGUAGCGCCUUGCCCCACCCGCUCGCAGUGGGACUGCAUAGACUUCAGCUUCUCCAGUUAGGCAGGUCUGUGCCAGGGCUAUGGGCGCCGCGCUGGGCACUGGCGCGCGGCUGACCUCCGUGCCUCGCAUAGCCUGCGGCAGUCUUCGGCGCCUGGCACCUUCCGCGCCCGCCCAGGGCUGCCACUCCAAGUCUGGCCCGCCUCGCCCUGUACCCCUGAAGAAGCGCGGAUACGAUGUCACCAGGAACCCCCAUCUCAACAAGGGCAUGGCCUUUACACUCGAAGAGAGGCUGCAGCUCGGCAUCCACGGCCUGAUCCCCCCCUGCUUCCUCAGCCAGGAUGUUCAGCUCCUCCGCAUCAUGAGAUACUACGAGAAUCAGCAGAGCGACCUGGACAAGUACAUCAUUCUCAUGACUCUCCAAGACCGCAAUGAGAAGCUCUUCUACCGGGUACUGACCUCAGACGUGGAGAAGUUCAUGCCCAUUGUGUACACACCCACUGUGGGGCUAGCCUGUCAGCACUACGGCCUCACCUUCCGCCGACCCCGUGGGCUGUUUAUCACCAUUCAUGACAAGGGCCACAUUGCAACAAUGCUGAACUCUUGGCCAGAAGACAAUAUUAAGGAGCUUCUCAAAGAUCCUCUGUACAUCGGCCUGAAACACCAACGUGUCCGUGGGAAGGAGUAUGAUGACCUGCUAGAUGAAUUCAUGCAGGCUGUGACAGAUAAGUUUGGAAUAAAUUGCCUCAUCCAGUUUGAAGACUUUGCCAAUGCCAAUGCCUUCCGUCUACUCAACAAAUACCGCAACAAGUACUGUAUGUUCAACGAUGACAUCCAAGGCACAGCCUCUGUCGCUGUGGCAGGGAUCCUGGCUGCUCUGAGAAUCACCAAGAACAGGCUGUCCAAUCAUGUGUUUGUUUUCCAGGGUGCGGGUGAGGCAGCCAUGGGCAUCGCCCACCUCCUUGUCAUGGCCCUGGAAAAGGAAGGCAUACCCAAGACAGAGGCCAUAAGGAAGAUCUGGAUGGUGGACUCCAAGGGUCUGAUUGUCAAGGGUAGAAGCCACCUAAACCAUGAGAAGGAGAUGUUUGCCCAAGACCACCCUGAAGUCAACUCCCUGGAGGAGGUAGUAAAGCUGGUGAAGCCCACAGCAAUUAUAGGUGUCGCUGCCAUCGCAGGAGCCUUCACGGAGCAGAUUCUGAGGGACAUGGCCUCCUUCCAUGAGCGCCCUAUCAUCUUUGCCCUGAGCAACCCCACCAGCAAGGCUGAGUGUACAGCUGAGAAGUGCUACCGGGUCACUGAGGGCCGAGGAAUCUUUGCAAGUGGAAGUCCUUUUAAGAGUGUGACUCUGGAAGAUGGCAGGACAUUCACUCCUGGUCAGGGAAACAAUGCCUAUGUGUUUCCUGGGGUAGCCCUGGGCGUCAUCGCUGGUGGGAUCCGGCACAUCCCAGAUGAAAUUUUCCUCCUGACAGCAGAGCAAAUUGCCCAGGAAGUCUCUGAGCAGCACCUAUCUCAGGGGAGACUCUACCCACCGCUCAGCACCAUCCGAGAUGUGUCCCUGAGAAUUGCAGUCAAAGUCCUCGACUAUGCAUACAAACACAACCUGGCCUCCUACUAUCCAGAGCCCAAGGACAAGGAGGCUUUUGUAAAAUCUCUGAUCUACACUCCAGACUAUGACUCCUUCUCGCUAGACACCUACAGCUGGCCUAAGGAAGCGAUGAGUGUUCAGAAGAUCUGACGCAGUCGCCAGAGAUGGUUUGGGAUGAAGAAAUACAACAUAAACGGGUUCCAAAAUAGCCAGUCUUGUCUCCGUGGUUCUGUUUGUCAUUUGUCUUCCUUUGGGUUUGGGGGUAGAUGCUAAGGCAUACAGUGAUGACAGCUUUGUUCCUGAAGGCCCUGGAGGUUCACCUUCCUAUAACCCUUGUCUGAAUUCCUUUCUGAAUAUCUCUUUUACUAUUAAUUGCUAACUACUCACCAAGCCUUGUGGGAAUUUCAGCCUAGAACCCUGCCCUUGUAGAGGUCAAGGUCUAGAUUGGACAUGAGUCCUUUUUCAUAAGAAAGUGUCCAUGAAAAAAAAAAAGUUCAUAUAGAAGCCAGCGUGCUCGAAGAAGAAUGGACACUUCCUAUAAAGACAAAAAGGAGAGCUGGCUUUUUACUUUGCCCCAAGGAUAAAGGAUGGGUUAAGUCAUAAGCACUCAAGAAAUGCAAGCAAAGCUACUUGCUAGAAAAUGAGGCCCACUCAUCAGGAAGUUAAUCCCUUUCAGAAGAAUAUAUUACCUUCAAGACUCAGUAGGAUGUGGGGGCUGAGUGGCUAGAUGCUCAUCAAGAAGGCUCACUGCCCUUUGGGUUGCUGAGUACUGUACAUUCGUUUUUGUCAUCACUAAAAGGAAAACUAGAGAAAUAGGGGUGGGAAGGGUCAGCAUGCCAAAGAAUGAGGAAAAAGAGAAGCAGCGAGAGUAAACACCGUGAGGAAGGUCAACCCGUUAGAUUUAAUGUCUAAAAAAGACUUGAUUUAAUGUUCCAGGUUCUGAAACAGACUCUCCUUUCCAUCCUUCAAAGUGACAUAAUUGAGCAAGUCAACACAGUUUGCUUGUAGAGGUCUGUCCUUGGUGUUUCAGAGGCCAGUUUAGUGAAAACUUUUACCUCCCUCAUGUUGAGGAGUGCUCACACUCCAAGACAAACAGUAAAGAGCAGCCUGGAGCCCCUGCUGUGACCCAUCCCAUUUCUCUGUAUAAGUCAUGCUUAAGACCUAUACACACACACACACACACACACACACACACACACACACACACCGUCUCCUUGGCCAGGAUUCCCGCUGCCUGUAACAGCAGGACUAUUUGACUGUCUCUCAGUUCAAGCCAGGUAAACUAUUAAGAUUCAUGGAGAGAAUUUAGUAGAUUCAUGAAUCAAUCGUCCCUUAUUCGGGUCUUAUUCUUCCAAUAUCAGCUUCUUUUGAUGCUAGUUCUCAGCCAGCAUCAAUAUCCCCAAAGCAUAGACCUAAAUGCAGAAAGUAAACUAUACAUUUCUAGAAGAGAAUAAAGCAGUCAGUCCUUGUGAAGAUUCCCCAGUAAUCUCUGCUUAAAAUCUCAUACGCAAUGCCUGUAUCCCUGGGAAUACAACACACAAAAGAUGGAAGAAACUGGCCAAGGUUUCCAGUGUUCUGAUCUACUGCAUCAGCCCCACAUGGCCGCCAAGAUUUCUCAUCAUGGCCAUCUGAUUUCUCAUUUCCUCAGGAGAAACCAUCUGCCUGGACCCAGCUUAAUCCUUUUUAUUCCAACUCCAGAAUCAGUAGAUGCACCCAGAGAAGAAAGUGGCUGCUUAUAUCAGAAAGGCUCCCUCCACAGAAUCCAGUACUGCUAGUCAAUAUUCUUCUCAGAGUUCUCACAUAUGGCUUUGGAAAUAUCUUCCUAUUUUUUUUUUAAUUGGUGCAGGUAGUGUCUUGGGGUUCCAUCAUUUAAUCUACUAUAUCCUAUGAAGAGAAUUAAAAGUUUCUAGACAUAGAUUUUCAAACUUCCAGAUAUAUUCUUUUUUUUUUC
Mus pahari (shrew mouse) is the source of this 3570-nucleotide messenger RNA. RefSeq names its product malic enzyme 3 (gene Me3). Gene Ontology annotation, cellular component: mitochondrion. The record is from RefSeq and is a predicted model, not a curated record. The transcript is spliced from 14 exons. Gene Ontology annotation, molecular function: malate dehydrogenase (decarboxylating) (NADP+) activity; malate dehydrogenase (decarboxylating) (NAD+) activity; NAD binding. Gene Ontology annotation, biological process: malate metabolic process; pyruvate metabolic process. NCBI's taxonomy places the organism in Eukaryota, Metazoa, Chordata, Mammalia, Rodentia, Muridae. The coding region runs from base 117 to 1769 and encodes 550 amino acids.